AACAAAAACUAUCUGGCCCAAUACGAAUGGCGGAGGCGGUUACCGGCGGCAAUGAUUCCGACCUUCACCGUCAACUCGCUCUUAUUAACGACGUCACUCCUAUCUCACAUUCCGAUUCCGAUUCCUCUCCAAUGCCGUUUUGUGUUCCUCACGGCUGGAUCAUCAACCGGGUCCCCCGACCCGACGGCCACACGAUGGCUCCGGAAAGUAAUUGGACUACCACAAAGUUUACGUUACCUGAAGAUUGGUUUGUGGAGAAGGUACCACGUAAAUCUGGAAAUACUAUUGACAAGUACUACUAUGAUCCGGAAACUGGACGUCAAUUUCGAUCCCUUAAAGAUGUUGAGAGAUACCUUACAGAAGGAUUUAUACCAACUACAUCAAGACCCAAGAGGCCAAAGUACAAAGAGAAGAUGCAAGAUUUUGAGGUAGCUCAAGAUAAUGAUUAUCAUCUCAUAACCGUAACCCCCAGAAGCUUUCUAUCUUCAUCCCCCUUUAUCCUCCCUGAUGGAUGGACUGUGAAAGAAGUGCCCCGAAAGACGGGUCGUAUCGACAAGUAUUAUUAUGAGCCUGGGACUGGACACAUGUUCAGAUCUAAACCAGCUGUUCAAAAGCAUCUAGCACAACUUGAAGAAGACAGUUUACCUUUAUCUGUAGUACUAGAAGAAUUAAGAGAGAAUCAUUUACCACUUUCCAAGGCUUUUAAAUUAGCCACUCCUAUAAAGAAUAACGGUUCAUAUGAUUCGUGUAAAAAAAGCAUUUCAAAACAUGAACAAGACCCGUCAUUAAGCAAUGCGCCUCCAAACAAGAUCAAUUGGGUUAUUCCUAGCACUGCUGGAGAAACUUGGACUGCUUUUGUUGGAGAUGAAGCGGUUCCCGAUUUUAUGAAACAGCAAUGGGGAAGAAGAUUCAUUUUGACCAUCAAUAACAGCAAAUAUAAUGAACAGGUAUUUGGUAGGGGGGUUGAUGAAGAUUAUGGGCCAACGCACUAACUACGGUUUCAGGAAACGAGGCUUGGUGAUUUCUUGAUUCAGAUAUAUAAUGGUGCAACCAAGUUUGAAAGUAUUUAGAUAAAAUCCUGUACAGCGUAUUAGUUAAUGAUGUGUAUGUUUUAAGUUUUUAACAAUGCAUAUAAGUUGCCUGUUUG
Helianthus annuus (common sunflower) is the source of this 1147-nucleotide messenger RNA. RefSeq names its product methyl-CpG-binding domain-containing protein 7. The record is from RefSeq and is a predicted model, not a curated record. Gene Ontology annotation, molecular function: DNA binding. The transcript is spliced from 6 exons. Bases 27 to 992 code for a protein of 321 amino acids. NCBI's taxonomy places the organism in Eukaryota, Viridiplantae, Streptophyta, Magnoliopsida, Asterales, Asteraceae.